AUGUCGCUGCUAUCCCCUUCCUACUCCAGCACGCACAGCCAUUCAUCACCACCAAUUCCCGACCUGAUCGACUCUCUCAUGACCCAUCGCAUCAGAACACUCAACGAGCUCGUCCGCAUAGAAAGAAUCGCCGCAUUCUGCAAAUCAGAGUCCGAUGCCCGCGCCUUUCAAGUGCCAAUGACGGCCGCUUGGGCCAACUAUGUGGACAGUCAUCAACUUCUCGUCGACCUCCACGGGCUAACACCCAACUUCCCAUUUAGUGGCGAGAUUAUCACGACCUCAUAUGUCCGUGUCAUUAAUGAUCCUCUAAGCAACCGCAGCUGGAACUUGGCAUGGCUAUGUCUUACCAAGAUCAAAGAGGAUGGGCUUAUACCGUUUUUCGCAACUAUUGAAUCGGCCAAGCCUGAGAUGUGGGGAGAUAAGACGCCGACGAAAGAGGAAAUAGAUCAGUUAGCUAUGUUUUUUGAGAUGGAGUGGUCAACAGCAGUUGAGACCAUGUUCAGACACUGGCCAGUGCCUCCAACUUGGUGCUGA
Molecule: messenger RNA, 534 nt
Organism: Fusarium keratoplasticum
Lineage: Eukaryota; Fungi; Ascomycota; Sordariomycetes; Hypocreales; Nectriaceae
Exons: 2
Coding region: 1-534 (177 amino acids)
Source: RefSeq, a predicted model, not a curated record